This is a messenger RNA of Chironomus riparius, 990 nucleotides long. The record is from the annotation of a GenBank genome assembly. Lineage: Eukaryota; Metazoa; Arthropoda; Insecta; Diptera; Chironomidae.
CUGGAAUACUGGAAGUAGAUUGGAAAUCAUAACAAAAAUUUGUCAAAUCAUUGAAAUUUCACAAAAAAAUAUUAAAAAUCAAGUUUGCAGCAUAAAUACAUAAGUUACUGUUCAAAAUAAUGUCUAAUAAUGGAAUCAACUUUACGCCAUUAUGGAAUAAUGGUCCAGUACCAGGAAAUUUCUACAAUUUUCCUCAAAAUCAAGUGAAAUCUAAUUCUAUUGAUGAUUUCGGUGUUCAAAGAAAUAGUGGACCAAUAACAACCGGAACUUCGAUUGUUGCUGUAAGGUACGAUAAAGGUGUAAUAAUUGCCGGAGAUAAGCUUGUUUCGUAUGGAAAUCUAGCCCGAUAUCAUAAUGUCGAUCGUGUAUUUAAAAUUAAUGAGUAUAUAACUCUAGGAAUGAGUGGAGAUUAUGCUGAUUUUCAAUUUAUCAAACAAUACAUCGAUGAGAAUAUUCUCGCUGACUUCUCAAUGGAUGAUAAAAUUACAUUAAAGCCAAAAGAUCUUUUUACAUGGCUCACAAGAAUCCUUUACAAUCGACGAUCUCGUUUUAAUCCAUUGUGGCUUGAUAUGGUCGUUGGUGGCAUGCAGACUGAAUCGGAACCAUUCUUAGGACAUAUUAAUGUUAGAGGACGUGCUUAUACAAAUGAUGUCAUUUCAACAGGAUAUGGAACGCAUUUGGCACUUCCAUUAUUGAGAGAAUAUUCUGAAAAAGGUCCAUUAGAUGAAGCUAAAGCACUGGAACUUGUCAAGACAUGUAUGGAAGUCUUGUAUUAUCGUGAUUGUCGUGGAUAUCCAAAAUAUUCUCAAGCAAACAUCAAUGAUAAAGGAUGUACUGUUACUGAUCAACUUGUGAAAGAAAAUUGGGAUUUGGCAUUGAGUAUUAAGGGAUAUUAAGGAAAUAAAAACAAGCAACUUGUGUAUUUUUUGUGAAAAAUCCAUCAAUUUGAAGCUUUUCUGAUUUAAUAAAAAUCCAUAAAUUUUUUUUAUU